AUCUGCAUGCUGUAAUAGGAAUGCUCCAGAUUAAUAGUUGCGUUCUAAAGACAAGUUAUCCGCAUUGAGAACCGUAAAGUGUGAAAUUGUAUGUGAUUGGAGGAAGAAUGCCAACAAAGCAGAGAGAGAGAAAGCUUCCUUUUCUCAUACGCCAAUUACAGCAAUACUAGCCCUUCAAUCAUCAUUGAUUUCAUUAUUAUUCUCUCUCCACAAUCCUAAUCCAUUUUACAAAUUUAUUUUAAUAUAUAAAUACAAAAAAGCCAUGAAAAAUAAAUAAUAAAAAAGAAAAUAUCUGAAAAAGAAAGGUUCAGUGAGAGAGAGGCACAAAGGAAACAGCUUGUCAGUUUAGGGUUUUUUUUAUUAACCCUUAGCUGAAAAAGUGCAAUCAUUCAUCUCAUCAGACCCUUAAACGAAUCAAUUUCAAUUUAAUUCUCUCCCUCCAGAGAUAAGCUCCUAACAAUCCAUCUCUCUGGAGGGUUGAUGCUACAAGAUGAAGUUUAGGAUCGAUUCUUUAAUGGGUUUUUUGUAGAAUUGUUUUAAGAUUGUUUGAAAAAGAAGAUGCUUUAACAGAGUCUUCCGUUUGACUUGGUGGGGGUUGUUGUAGUUGGACCUUAGAGCCUGAAGUCCAAGAUAGAAGUGUUGAAAGUUGCACACUUGUUGGUUGGAUUGAAAAGUUUUGUAAAAGAGAAUUAAUGGAAGAAGUGACAGUUUUUGGCCGUGAAGCUUCUGUGAAUUUGUUCAGAGAAGAAGAUGAAGAAGAGUUUAGGAGUUGCUGUGAAGACGAAGAGGUAUGGAAGGAAACUGAAGAACCGGAUAAAGAAGAAGAAGAGACAAGCAAUGAGCUUGAUGAAUUUGCUGUGAAGAUGUUCUUCAAAGGAAAGUCAAUAGAUGGCUUUGCAGACUCAAAUUCUGGGAUGUCAGGAAUUGGGGUGUUUAUGGAAAGAUCAUCCACUUUCCCUGUGAUUAAGAUCCAAAAAAAGCUUGAGUUUCAUGUGGAGGAUUCUGUUGCCGACUAUUUAGCUCUGCUGGACGGUCUAACGGAAGCUCUUCAGAAUAAUAUUCGCCGAGUGUAUGCUUUUACAGACUCUGAACUUCUAUAUGAUCAGAUAACAAAUGAUAAAGAACCUGACAUUCCAAUUCUUGUUGCACUAAGGGAACGGAUUCUAGAACAUGCCAGUAAGCUUGAAGCUUUUGUUCUGAAAUGUGUUCCUAGUGCAGAUGUUGAGCAACCAAUGGAACUAGCUCAAGUGGCAAUGGGGGUUGUCUCUUUUCCUGCAAAGGGAGAUAUAUUUCUUGAAAACUGCUCAAUAUGUUGUGAUGACAAACCUUGUUUUACAAUGAUCUCUCUAAAAUGCUCUCAUAAAUUUUGUUCUCAUUGUAUGAGGACAUAUGCUGAUGGAAAGGUACAGUCCUCUCAAGUUCCCAUCAGAUGUCCUCAGUUGAAAUGCAAAUAUUAUAUCUCUAGUGCUGAGUGCAAAUCUUUCCUUACCUCCACUUCUUAUGAGUCUUUUGAGAAAGCCCUUGAAGAAGCCAAUGUUAACCACUCAGAUAGAAUUUACUGCCCAUUUCCAAACUGCUCUGUCCUUCUUGAUCCUCAUGAAAGCAUAUCAGGUAGAGCAAGUUCAUCAAGUCAGUCAGAUAAUAGCUGCAUAGAGUGUCCAGUUUGUCAGAGAUUCGUUUGUGUGGAUUGUGGGGUUCCCUGGCAUACAGCAUUGAGCUGUGAAGAGUUCCAAAACCUUCCAUGGGAAGAGAGAGAUUCUGCUGAUAUUACAUUAUUUCGCCUAGCACAAAAUAAAAGAUGGAGGCGUUGCCAGCAGUGCCGUAUGAUGAUCGAGCUCACUCAAGGCUGUCACCACAUGACCUGUUGGUGUGGACAUGAAUUCUGUUAUUCUUGUGGUGCUGAAUACCGUGAGAGUCAACAGACCUGUCAAUGUGCGUUUUGGGACGAAGAAAUUACUGAGGAUCUAGGUAAUCAAUCUCUUCAAGAAUCAGAGCAAUGGGCAUGGGAAACCUUUAACUCGCUCCCAAUGGUCUCGGAUGCUUACUCCGACCAAGAGAGAUCUCAGCUAGCUUUAAUCCAGAGGUUUCUUGCUGGUGGUUUCAGUCUCAGCGAUCAUCACCCUUACCAAUCCCCGCCUCGAUGUACAGAUUCUUACGUAGAUGCCAUGAAGGAUCUCCAUCAGCUGCCAUGGCUGGAGAGGUUCGUGUCUGUGAUUAGCGACAACUACUAUGAAGAUUAUAUUCAAUGAAAGUGGAAAAUCACCAUUCUGAUAAAUAUAAAAUAAGAUGCUUAGCUACUCCCAACUUAGUUAAAUGGAGGUAAAGAGUUUCUCGCUCUAUUACUCCAUUUCCAAUCAUACCAAGAGAAAAAAAAAACUGUCAAAUGAUGUUUUUUUUAAUUCCUUGUUAUGUAGUUUUACAUCCAUUUUACAUGCUGGCUGGCAUGAUCAUCUCUGCAUAAACCAUGACACAAGUACUGUGCUUGAUAAUGAUAAUUGUUCUCUCCUGGAAAGUAAAAAAAAGGGAGGGUUGGGGUGGGGGGAGGAGAUGGGAGAACAUUGAUUGUGUUGUAUAAAUUUGAAAAAAAAGAAAGAAACAAAAUGAAAUCCCUCUCUCUAUUGAUAAA
This is a messenger RNA of Cannabis sativa, 2626 nucleotides long. RefSeq names its product E3 ubiquitin-protein ligase RSL1. The coding region runs from base 693 to 2249 and encodes 518 amino acids. Lineage: Eukaryota; Viridiplantae; Streptophyta; Magnoliopsida; Rosales; Cannabaceae. The transcript has 4 exons. Gene Ontology annotation, biological process: ubiquitin-dependent protein catabolic process; positive regulation of proteasomal ubiquitin-dependent protein catabolic process; protein polyubiquitination. Gene Ontology annotation, cellular component: ubiquitin ligase complex; cytoplasm. The record is from RefSeq and is a predicted model, not a curated record. Gene Ontology annotation, molecular function: nucleic acid binding; RNA-DNA hybrid ribonuclease activity; ubiquitin protein ligase activity.